AUGGAGACCCUUUGUCCGAAUUCGCUCGUCUCGAGCUCCGGCUGGCUGACGCGUCGCGGCUACGGCGCCGCCAUGUGGACUAAGGAAGAGAACAAGAAAUUCGAGAGCGCCUUAGCGAUUUUCGACGAGAAUACACCGAACCGGUGGUUCCACGUGGCGGCCAUGAUCCCCGGGAAGUCGGUUUAUGAUGUCAUGAAUCAGUACCGGGAGCUGGAGUCUGAUGUCAGCGAUAUCGAGGCCGGUUUGGUUCCGGUGCCCGGUUACUUGGUCUCCUCUUUCACGCUCGACUCUGGCGAAGAAGACGACCGGAGUUUCUUCAUAGACACGUAUCGGAAAAGGGCCCGGGCUCCCGAUCACGAACGGAAAAAGGGCGUCCCUUGGACCGAGGACGAACACAGGCGUUUUCUAUUGGGACUCAAGAAGCACGGGAAAGGGGAUUGGAGGAACAUCUCGAGGAAUUUCGUGAUCACGAAAACACCGACCCAAGUGGCGAGCCACGCGCAGAAGUACUACCUGAGACAGGUGUCGGGAGGGAAGGACAAGAGGCGGCCGAGCAUCCACGACAUCACGACUGUCGAUCUCAAACCCGACACGACCCAGAUGACCAAUUUUCGAAACAACGAGAAAUCGAACGAAAUCAACGGUGUAUCUUGCGCGCGGCCGAAUAUCAUUGACCCGAAGACGAUGUUCGACUGGAAUCACAAUGGCGCGGGCCGUUACGUGAUGAAUAUCGGCGCUUGUGCUCCAAGAAUUGGCUUCUAA
Striga hermonthica is the source of this 762-nucleotide messenger RNA. The record is from the annotation of a GenBank genome assembly. NCBI's taxonomy places the organism in Eukaryota, Viridiplantae, Streptophyta, Magnoliopsida, Lamiales, Orobanchaceae.